UUGCUCUUACAGCCCGACCGUCUCCAGUCAAGAGCUGCCGUCCUCAUGGCGCUGGUCCGGCGCGCUGCGAUUACUAGAGGGGUGGAGAAUGCUAUGACAGGACUUAACAACAAAGCCAAAAGUCAAGUGACUAAUAAAAGGGCUGCUUUGGAAGAGAUUGGGAAUAGAGUUACAACCAGAGGAACACAUGCAGCCAAGAAAACAGAGAGCUUCAAAGUACCUGUAAAAACUACAAAAGGAGCUACUAAACCAGCAAGUGUAACUGCACAACCUAAACCUCCAGCUGCAGUGAAUUUAACUCUCAAAGAGGAGACUGUUCCAAAGAUUCUGUCUCCAACCCCUAUGGAUGUAUCCAUGAAAGAAGAGGACCUAUGCCAAGCUUUCUCUGAUGUGCUGCUUAACAACAUAGAGGAUAUUGAUGCUGAUGACUGGGAAAAUCCUCAACUCUGUAGUGACUAUGUAAAGGAUAUUUAUCUGUAUCUGAGGCAGCUUGAGCUGCAGCAAUCAGUACGUCCACACUACCUCAAUGGGAAGGAGAUCAAUGGGCGUAUGCGUGCAAUUCUAGUUGAUUGGCUGGUUCAGGUCCACUCAAGGUUUCAGCUCUUGCAGGAAACACUGUAUAUGUGUGUUGCGAUUAUGGACCGCUUCUUACAAAUUCACCCAGUAUCCCGUAAGAAGCUUCAGCUGGCUGGUGUUACAGCAUUGCUUCUUGCCUCAAAGUAUGAGGAGAUAUUCUCCCCUGAUAUUGCAGAUUUUGUUUAUAUCACUGACAAUGCAUACUCCAGCUCUCAGAUCAGAGAGAUGGAAAUGAUGAUUCUUAAGGAGCUGAACUUUGACUUGGGACGCCCUCUACCACUCCACUUCUUAAGGAGAGCAUCAAAAGCUGGUGAGGCUGAUGCUGAGCAACAUACACUAGCAAAGUACCUGAUGGAGCUGACACUCAUAGACUAUGAUAUGAUACACCAUCAUCCUUCGGAGAUAGCAGCUGCUGCCUUAUGCUUGUCUCAAAAGGUUCUGGGGCAAGGCAAAUGGGGUAUAAAGCAGCAGUACUACACUGGGUAUGCAGAAGACAAUCUUAUGCUAAUUGUGCAACAUAUGGCCAAGAAUGUAGUAAGAGUAAAUGAGAACUUAACAAAAUACACUGCCAUAAGGAACAAGUAUGCAAGCAGCAAACUCAUGAGGAUCAGCACAAUUCCUCAACUGAACUCCAAAACAGUCAAAGACCUUGCUUCAUCUCUCUUGGGAUAAUCCUAGGUAGACAAUUCCUACUCCAUGCACUUUGUCAACAUGUGCCUAUUGAGGCACAACUGCUGCUUUUGUACAUAGCCUUCAAUCUUAGUACAGACACCUCAGAUUCACUCUGAAAGCAAACUUUUAAACUUGCCCUUUAAUGCUCUUGUAUA
Molecule: messenger RNA, 1403 nt
Organism: Emys orbicularis (European pond turtle)
Lineage: Eukaryota; Metazoa; Chordata; Testudines; Emydidae
Gene: CCNB2
Product: cyclin B2
Exons: 9
Coding region: 46-1248 (400 amino acids)
Biological process (GO): mitotic cell cycle phase transition; regulation of cyclin-dependent protein serine/threonine kinase activity
Cellular component (GO): cytoplasm; nucleus; cyclin-dependent protein kinase holoenzyme complex
Molecular function (GO): cyclin-dependent protein serine/threonine kinase regulator activity
Source: RefSeq, a predicted model, not a curated record